CCAGAAUUAAACGUCAUCUUUUUUUUAAAAAACUAAUUUCGCUACUGUUGUUUACUCCGUAAGUCUUUCCUUUUGGCUUAUUGAAAUCAUAGCAUCUAAUAAUCGUCUUGAUGAAAAGAAAUGUCAUGUAACUUUCUGUGGAUCUCUGACACAAACAAGCUAAACUGGACAAAGUAACCGAUACUUCUCCUGCUAUAUUCUUCCCAGAUACUCCAAUCACGCAUGACAAAAGCAAUUUAUUCAGAUUCACAUUUCCACUACAAUUCUAUGCCUUUUAUCAUUGUUUCUAACGUUCUGUGUUCUGGGUUCCCGUCAGCUUGGUGAGCUAGCCUUUUUUAGUUAUGAACUUCUCCAGGCGGGGGAAGAAUAAAGACAUGUGGAGGCUAGUAUUUUUGUUGUUUCUUGGCCAAGUGGUUUCUUUUGUAAUGGCAUUAAUGAGCUUCACCUCUUCAUUGAUAGCCAGUCUUGGUGCAGAUACACCUCUUACUCUAUCAUUCUUCUCUUACUCGGCCUUGACUUUGGUGUAUGGAGGCAUCUUGAUUUACAGACGACAGAAACUGCUGGUCCCUUGGUAUUGGUAUCUUCUGUUAGGUUUUGUUGACGUCCAAGGGAAUUAUCUUGUUAAUAAAGCAUACCAGUAUUCAUCAAUUACCAGCGUGACAAUCCUGGAUUGUUGGACAAUAGCAUGGGUAAUCAUUCUGACAUGGACAUUCCUCGAUACCCGGUAUAGCCCCUGGCAGUUCUUUGGUGCAGCUGUCUGUGUGUCUGGUCUCGUUGUGGUUCUUCUUUCUGAUGCUGCGGUGGGUGGUGGAGGUGGUUCAAGGCCUAUUCUUGGUGAUAUACUUGUAAUUGCGGGCACAGUUUUCUUUGCAUUGAGCAAUGUUGGCGAGGAAUUUUGUGUGAAGAAAAAAGAUCGUGUUGAAGUGGUUGCCCUACUUAGUCUUUUUGCAAUGCUUGUGAGUAUUGGGGAGAUAGCUGUCAUGGAGCGUAAGAGUCUGGAAUCUGUAAAGUGGUCUGCAGAAAUUAUAUUGGCCUUCUUUGGUUACGCAGUCGCAAGCUUUGCAUUCUACUCAGUCGUUCCUUUCGUCAUGAAGAUGAGUGGAGCCACUCUCUUCAAUCUCUCUAUUCUCACGUCUGACAUGUGGGCAGUUGUCAUUCGGAUAUUUUUCUACAAGCAGCAGGUUGACUGGCUUUACUAUUUAGCUUUUGCACUUGUGUUUGUCGGCCUGAUUAUAUACUCUAAAAGUGAGAAGAAUCCAGCUGCUGCUGCUGCUGCUGCUGAGGAUGGAGACCCCAACUCACAAUGCCGGUUGCUUGAUGAAGAAACCACAGAUUUCAGGAACCAGGCCGUGUCUUCAUGAAUUUGUAUCAGAAGAAGAGGCAAGAAGGGAUGAAGUUCAAAGCUGCUGCUAGGCACUACAAUAUGAAUGUGCCUGAAGAUAUGAAAGCUCGAAUUGUUGUUUUGAUUGAUGUAGUAGUGCGAAACUGCAAAUUAUAUUUACUCUCCGCACAUAUUCUUUUUGGUUCUGAUCUCAUAUUUAAGGGACUGAAAUAUGAAAACAAAUAGUGUAUAUCACUCAAAUAUAGCAAUUUGAUGUCGAAAUCAAUUCCCAUUCUUUCUUGA
Coffea arabica (coffee) is the source of this 1624-nucleotide messenger RNA. RefSeq lists its product as uncharacterized. The record is from RefSeq and is a predicted model, not a curated record. Gene Ontology annotation, molecular function: transmembrane transporter activity. Gene Ontology annotation, cellular component: membrane. Lineage: Eukaryota; Viridiplantae; Streptophyta; Magnoliopsida; Gentianales; Rubiaceae. Gene Ontology annotation, biological process: transmembrane transport.